GAGGAGCUACUCACAUUGGCCUAUGAGAGUGGCAUCAACGUCUUUGAUACAGCGGAAGUUUAUGCUGCCGGAAAAAUUCAUUUCACUGACCAGAUUGCUAUGAGAGCCGAGAUCGUCCUGGGUAAAAUCUUACAGAAGAAAUCAUGGAGACGCUCCAGCUACAUUGUAUCUUCCAAGAUAUACUGGGGUGGGAAAGCGGAAACAGAGAAGGGGCUCUCAAGAAAGCACAUUAUAGAAGGGUUGAAAGCAUCAUUAGAGAGGCUACAGUUAGAAUAUGUGGAUGUUGUAUUUGCCAACAAACCAGAUGUUCACACUCCUAUGGAAGAAACAGUAAGAGCUUUCACCCACUGUAUCAACCAAGGCUGGGCUAUGUACUGGGGAACAUCUAGAUGGAGCCCAACUGAAAUUAUGGAGGCAUAUUCUGUAGCCCGACAAUUUAAUCUGAUUCCACCAAUAGCAGAACAGACAGAGUAUCAUCUGUUCCAGAGAGAGAAAGUGGAGACACAAAUGCCAGAGCUAUACCAUAAGAUAGGUAUAGGCACUAUAAUUUGGUCACCUCUAGCAAGUGGUAUUCUCAGUGGUAAAUAUGAUGAUGGUAUACCAAUAUAUUCCAGAGCUGCACUAAAGGGAUAUAGCUGGUUAAAGGACAAGAUAUUGAGUGACGAGGGCAGACGUCAGCAGACCAAACUUCGGGAAAUUGCCGAGAUAGCUGACAAGUUAGGCUGCUCUCUGUCACAGCUGGCCAUAGCAUGGUGUUUAAAGAAUGAGAAUGUACACUGUGUUUUAUUGGGGGCAUCUACAGUUGAUCAACUUUAUGAGAAUAUACAAGCUUUGCAGUAUGUUUCGAAACUAACAUCUGGUAUCAUGCAUGAACUGGACAAACUUCUUGGCAACAAGCCAAGUAUUUCGCGACGUGAUAACGUUUCCAGGUGACUAGCUACACAACAAAGUCACGAGCAUGUCGAGGGCACUUCGUACACUGAAUCGCACCCUUCAUCUACACAACGAAAAGGCUCACUGCUCCCUUACAAUGCCGCAUGCAGUCUGCAAUAAGAUCCAUUCACACAGCAUUUAUAUUGUGUUUAUGCCAGUGUAAAGUGUUUCGAUUCACAGUAUGCCAUUGUUUCACUGGACCGAGUCUUUCUCGUUGAAAAUAAUCUGUCAGUUACUUGAAUGUCUUGUACAUUUAUGGUACUGAUUACAAGUAAUAGUACAAAGUAUCAUGAAUUUAGGUCAAUAUCUUGUCAAUGUCUUUUUAUUACCCAGUAUUUCAUAUAGACUGGGUCUCAAUAAAUAAAUAUCACAUAGAAAACAGGAUUUGAUAUUUAAUACAGUAACUAAUAUUCUAUGAGGACUCGUUUUGACAUAUUCAUUCAUUGACCAGUAUUGCAUUAUGGACUUUUUUGGUUCAUAAUCAAAAGUAUUUUUGGUAGACUAAUUCUGUAAAUGUCAUUCAUAAAAAUUUUGGGAAAGAGACUGGUUUUGCUAAAAUCAUGAAAGUGUAUUUCAUGUGGACUGGUUGUCUUAUUUUAUUUUUCAUAAACACAUACAUGAAUUUCAUUUUUUUCCCUUAAAAUAAUUAUAAAUGUCGUAUUAUAAAUGUCUUUUCAUUGAUGUUUAAAUUAGAUUUUUCCCUGAAAAUCAUUUCUUCGCAGUAACCAAUGACUGAAUUAAAUUGUAGAUUGUUUUUGCAAUAAAAAUUAAUUUACUUAAACCAGUCUGCUCUGAAAUUAAAAGACUAUGAGAUAUAGGUAAACCAGUCUGUGUCACUAUUUCUUGUGCUACAAAAUCAUGUUAUUAUGUUAAGGUCUGGUACCAUUCUGUUUAAACCCUUAACCUGCUGACUUUGUGAAAUGAAUUUUUACUCCUUCGAAUUUUGGAACAGUCUGUUCAAAGUAUAAUGGAAAUCAGUAUCAAAUUGAAAAAAAAAAUGAGUUCCUUAGAAUAUAGAGCCUCAGGUGGGACUGCACCAGAAGUACAGACUGACCUGGCCAAAAACUAAUAAGUUUUGAUUCAUUCAGGUUAAAGGCUAAAUAUUGGUACUGUACCAUUUCUUAUUUAAGAUUAGUUCCUAGCCAUUAUGUGUUUAAAGAUUGGUUCCUAGCCAUUAUAUGUUUUAGAUUGGUUCCUAGCCAAUAUGUGUUAUUAUAUUGGUUCCUAGCCAAUAUGUGUUUUAUAUUGGUUCCUAGCCAUCUUGUGUUUUAAGAUUGGUUCCUAACCAUCGUGUGUUUAAAGAUUGGUUCCUAGCCAAUAUGUGUUUAAUAUUGGUUCCUAGCCAUCGUGUGUUUGAAAAUUGGUUCCUAGCCAUCAUGUGUGCCAUAGAAACUGAUGAAAAUUAUCUGGUAGCUUGAUAUCAAGUCAUAUAUGUGUCACUUAGAUAUGCAAUUUUAUCAUUGUUUUAUAUGUAUGCACCAAUAAGUUAUGUGUAAUCAAAGGUUUUGUUGCAUGCUGUCAGUGAUGUUAAUGUACCACUGUUUUGUGCCCACUGUUUUAUUGACUUGAUUGGAUAUAUAAUUAUGUCCACACAUUUUUUAUUUCAAAAUUAAAUGUAAUACACAUGAAGCAUUUUGAGAGACAAUUUUUAAAAUGUAAUACAUAUGAAGCAUUUUGAGAGAUAAUACAUUUAUAAAGUGUAAUACAUAUGAAGCAUUUUGAGAGAUAAUUUAUAAAGUGUAAUACAUAUGAAGUAUUUUUAGAGAUAAUUUAUGAAAUAUAAUACAUAUGAAGUAUUUUGAGAGAUUAUUUAUAAAGUGAAAUACAUAUGAAGUAUUUUUAGAGAUAAUUUAUGAAAUAUAAUACAUAUGAAGCAUUUUAAGAAAUAAUUUAUGGAGUGUAAUACAUAUGAAGUAUUUUAAGAGAUAAAUUAUGAAGUGUAAUACAUAUGAAGCAUUUUAAAAGGUAAUUUAUGAAGUGUAAUACAUAUGAAGCAUUUGUAAGACAAUUUAUAUUAUAAAGUGUAAUACAUAUGAAGCAUUUUGAGAGGUAAUUUAUGAAGUGUAAUACAUAUGAAGCAUUUGUAAGACAAUUUAUAUUAUAAAGUGUAAUACAUAUGAAGCAAUUUAACCCAUAAUUUUGAAGUGUAAUACAUAUGGAGCAUUUUAAAGAUAAUUUAUAAAGUGUAAUACAUAUGAAAUAUUUUGAUAAAUAAUUUAUGAAAUAUAAUGCAUAUGAAGCAUUUUAAGAGAUAACUUAUAAAGUGUAAUACAUAUGAAGCAUUUAAGAGAUAAUUUAUAAAGUGUAAUACAUAUGAAGCAUUUUGAGAGAUAAUUUAUGAAGUGUUAUACAUAUGAAACAUUUUAAGAGAUAAUUUAUGAAGUGUAAUACAUAUGAAGCAUUUGUAAGACAAUUUAUAAAGUGUAAUACAUAUGAAGCAUUUUAAGAGAUAAUUUAAAGUUUAAUAGAUAUGAAGCAUUUUGAGAGAUAUUUAUAAGUGUAAUACAUAUGAAGCAAUUUGAAAGAUAAUUUAAAAUGUGUAAUAGAUAUGAAGCAUUUUAAGAGAUAAUUGAUGGAGUGUUAUACAUAUGAAGCAGUUUGAGACAUACUUUUAAAGUGUAAUACAUAAGAAGUACCUUGAGAGAUAAUUUAUAAAAUGUAAUACAUAUGAAGCAUUAUAAAAGAUAAUUAAUAAAGUGUCAUACAUAUGAAGCAUUUUGAGAGAUAUUUUUAAGUGUAAUACAUAUGAAGCAUUUUGAGAGAUAAUUUAUAGUGUUAUACAUAUGAAGUAUUUUAAGAGAUAAUUUAUAAAGUGUAAUACAUAUGAAGCAUUUUGAGAGAUAAUUUAUAGUGUUAUACAUAUGAAGUAUUUUAAGAGAUAAUUUAUAAAGUGUAAUACAUAUGAAG
Molecule: messenger RNA, 3840 nt
Organism: Ruditapes philippinarum (Manila clam)
Lineage: Eukaryota; Metazoa; Mollusca; Bivalvia; Venerida; Veneridae
Product: voltage-gated potassium channel subunit beta-2-like
Exons: 12
Biological process (GO): transmembrane transport; potassium ion transport; regulation of potassium ion transmembrane transport
Cellular component (GO): membrane; voltage-gated potassium channel complex; cytoplasm
Molecular function (GO): transmembrane transporter binding; potassium channel regulator activity; voltage-gated potassium channel activity
Source: RefSeq, a predicted model, not a curated record